UGCCAAAGCCUGACAGGAGAUCCUCAUCCUGCUCAGACAGCCCAAGGACACAAUCCAAUGACACCAGGUUUACCAUCAACACAAAUGUUGGUAGAAAGACCAUUGCAUUAACCGGCAUGAAAGGUGCUAUACAAAUAAAGUUUGGUUGACAAUUUUGAUUGAAGAAGCAACAGAAGAAAGAAGCAAAACGGAGAACUUCAGCUGAGGAGGAUAGUAGAAGCACAGAUCACGAGGACAACUCCGAGAGCAGUGGGAGUAAAUAGUAGAGACGCUACGAUUUUGGAGCUGAUACUAGCUUAUACUAGCUAAAUUUAGCUAUAGCAUACAAAUGACGUUGACCCGUAAAGAAGGAAAAAUUAACCCGAGAAGCCAAACAGCUUGCUUAACUUUAACUAUUUCACCCUUAUUCUGGGAAUUUAUUACUAUGGUGGAUGCUUGUGCACAGGACUGCUGCAAACGAACACCUGGUUUAAGGUUGGAUCACGGUGAUCCUGAUAUGACCAGAUAGGGAUUUCCAAAUCUUGAGUCCCAGCCCCUGGAUCAGAACAGAAAAAGAAAACAUGACGGAGCACUUCACGAAAGGAGCAAGUGGUAGCACAGCUUUUGCGUUAAAAUCUCAUCACGCUGUCCACAGAUGACAGGAGGUAUUCUUCGUUAAUCCCCCUCCAUUAUGCGUCCAUGUGGAAUCUGAGGCCUGCUUCUUCCAUACAGAAAUAAUAUUUCCAAUGUCCAUGACCCAUGGGUGUAAUUGGCUUCCUGACUGCAGCUCUGGACCCAUCAGGAGUUCUACAGAAGAAGUCGGAUGAGACCACAGAGUCCUACCUGAGAAUGCUACCUAUUCCACCACCUCACCAUGUCACCUUAGGAAAUCAGUUAACCUGCCCCCUUCCACAAAUCCUCUUUUUGCCUUUGUUAUAUCCCAUAACCCACUGAAUUUGUGAUCCCUCUCUACACUCAGCUGAAGUCCCAGUGAUAUGACUAAAAGAGCCUUUAUUUUGGACAUGUUGUUUUUUCCUCUCAAUGCUGCCAGCCACCAAGGCUAUGGUGGGAAACGUCAUUAUACUUCUCAGCAGAUUGCUAAUCACUGUCUGGUGUGGCUCUUGGGACUAGUGCUACACCUGACCCUUUCCUCAUGUCAACGGGUUGACCUAAAACACCCCAUAGUGUCCACAGCCUAUGGGAAGAUACGUGGUAUCAGGAAGGAGCUCAACAAUGAGAUCUUGGGCCCCGUGGAACAGUACUUAGGUGUGCCAUACGCCACUGCACCUAUCGGUGAGCGCCGCUUCCAGCCUCCUGAAGCUCCAGGCUCCUGGCAGGAGAUUCGCAAUGCCACCCAUUUUGCACCCGUGUGUCCCCAGAACGUGCAUGGGGUAUUACCUGAGAUCAUGCUACCAGUGUGGUUCACAGACAACCUGGAUGCUGCAGCAACCUAUGUUCAGAACCAGAGUGAGGACUGCCUUUACCUCAACAUUUAUGUACCCACUGAAGAUGGUCCGCUCACAAAAAAACAUGACGAGUCUACGAUGAACAGACCGAGGGAUGAAGAUAUUCGGGAUCGUCGUAAGAAGCCAGUGAUGCUGUUCAUCCACGGCGGCUCCUACAUGGAGGGCUCAGGAAACAUGUUUGAUGGCAGCGUCCUUGCCGCAUAUGGAAAUGUCAUUGUGGUCACCAUGAACUAUCGGCUCGGUGUGCUUGGGUUUCUGAGCACAGGGAACCAGUCUGCUAAGGGGAACUAUGGCUUGUUGGACCAGAUCCAGGCCCUGCGCUGGCUCAAUGAAAACAUUGGCCACUUUGGAGGAGACCCAGAGAGAAUCACCAUCUUUGGCUCGGGAGCUGGUGCCGCCUGUGUGAACCUUCUCAUCCUCUCCCACCACUCCGAGGGCUUGUUCCAGCGGGCUAUCGCUCAGAGUGGAUCAGCCAUCUCCAGCUGGUCAGUCAACUACCGACCGGUGAUGUAUACCAAGAUCCUGGCGAGGAAGGUCGGUUGCACUCUGGGGGACAUGACUGAUUUGGUGGACUGCCUGAGGAGGAAGAGUUUCCGGGAGUUGGUGGACCAAGACAUCCAGCCUGCACGCUACCACAUUGCCUUUGGACCUGUGGUAGACGGGGACGUGGUGCCGGACGACCCUGAGAUUCUUAUGCAGCAGGGCGAAUUCCUGAACUAUGACAUAUUGUUGGGGGUCAACCAGGGAGAGGGCCUGAAAUUUGUGGAUGACAGUGAAGGCGAAGACGGAAUAUCAGCAGCGUCAUUUGACUACACCAUCUCCAACUUUGUGGACAAUCUAUAUGGAUACCCUGAUGGUAAAGAUAUCCUGAGAGAAACUAUAAAGUUCAUGUACACAGACUGGGCUGACAGGGACAACAGUGACAUGCGUAGGAAGACCCUCCUGGCUCUGUUCACAGACCAUCAGUGGGUGGCCCCGGCUGUCGCCACUGCCAAACUGCAUGCUGAGUUCCAGUCGCCUGUCUACUUCUAUACCUUCCAUCACCACUGUCAGACCGAGGCACGGCCAGAAUGGGCGGAUGCAGCUCAUGGAGAUGAGAUCCCCUAUGUGUUUGGGAUUCCGAUGGUGGGAGCCACUGACCUGUUUCCCUGUAACUUCUCCAAGAACGAUGUAAUGCUUAGCGCAGUGGUCAUGACGUACUGGACCAACUUUGCCAAGACAGGGGAUCCUAACCUACCAGUUCCUCAGGACACCACGUUCAUCCACACCAAGCCGAACCGCUUUGAGGAGGUCAUCUGGACCAAGUUCAGCUCCAAAGACAAGCAGUACUUGCAUAUUGGCCUCAAGCCUCGGGUCAGAGACAACUACCGAGCCAACAAGGUGGCCUUCUGGCUGGAGCUGGUGCCACAUCUCCACAGCCUCCACAAGCAAAGCAUUACUAUCACAACUCGACUGCCGCCCAGAGGCAGCGACCGCUGGAAGGGUCCUCACGGCACUGGCACCCGCUCCACACGACAUCCUGUAAUCUCCACCUAUCCGCCUGAUCCUGAGCCUGAUGGUUCAGAGAGACCCCGCUAUUCUCCCUUCCCCAGCGAGACGAGGGACUACUCCACCGAGCUGAGUGUAACAGUAGCUGUGGGCGCUUCACUUCUUUUCCUGAAUGUGCUGGCCUUUGCCGCGCUUUACUACAAACGGGACAAGCGCCAUGAACUCAUGCAGAGACGCCACCGCCGACUGUCCCCGCAGCGUGGCACGACGAUGGGCAUGGGUGUUGGCAUGGGAGUAGUUGGGGCCCCACCGCACAAUGACCUGGCGCUGAGCCAGGAAGAGGAGCUAAUGUCGCUGCAGAUGAAGCAGCAACGAGUGGAGCUGGAGCACGGCACACCCCUCCCUUCCCGCGGCGUCCACGGUGACCUGGAACCCCUGCGGCCUCCCGUGUGCCCACCUGACUACACGCUGGCCCUGCGACGGGCACCGGAGGAUGUGCCACUGAUGACAGCGAAUACCAUCACCAUGAUCCCCAGCACCAUCAGCAGCAUGCAGCCCCUGCACCCCUUCAACACUUAUCCCCCCGUCCCAGCCCCUUCCACUACACCCGUCCCUAGCCACAGCAACAAUGCCCUGCCACACCAACACUCCACCACUCGUGUAUAGGACCAGGCACAACCUCUGCUACCCCACUCUGGGCUUACAGAGACGCACCACACAAACUGCUCCAUACAAACUCCACUCUCACCGCCCUCUAUUGCUCUUUACUAUAUCUUUGUCUUUUCUCAUUAAGCCCUCAAAUAAAGCUGCAGUUUGUAAGAUUUUAAGCAGUGAAAUACCUCUAAAUUGUAAUCAUAAAUCAAGGAGGGGUUGAUUAAAAAAGCCCCUUUGCCAAAAGCCUGUCAUCAUAGGUACAUAUUGCUUUGCCCAGUUAAUUAUUUUUCAGUAUUUGGUGCGUAGGUGAGCCACCAAAAAUGCAGCUUUAAGCUUGUAGCUCUCCCUCAAAGAGGUAUGGAGCUAAUCACAAUCAGUCAGGCAUCUUAUGUGUAGCUUGGUUGUUUUGCGCAUGUGUUGUUGUGUCAGUGUAAAACUAUGUUUAACACGGAAUACAAAUAUUCAUUUUCAUUCAUUUAGUGAAUAGAUAAUACAGUAGCGAGUGGCUUUGUAUGAGGCAACAUAUGCCCAAACAAGCUGUCUGUCAUGAAGCGGUGAUUUCUUGAAACUUACAAAUUGCAGCUUUAAAGGCCCAAUCUGGAAGUGAAAUUUGGCACCCUGUGUCGAGCACUAUGUCCCGACAGCUGUCUCUGUUUUCAGAUUUUGGAGACGUUUGUUUAGCGUGAAAUGUGUUGACAGGGCUGAGAGUUACAAACUUCAUUUCCUCAAUUCCCAAAUUUGUAUACCUGUUUUCAGUUAAGAUGCAAUCUAUGUAAAUGCCAUGAUUUUAAAAAUCUUUAUACUCAUAACCGAUGCUUUCAAAACAUUUCCAGAUUGGGGCUUCAACUGUUGGGCGGUACAGGAAAUAACUGAAUCAUACUCAGUCUGUGGGAUGCAACCUGGAAUCCAGGCUGCCCAUUAGAACUCGCUGCAUCUCCGCCACACAGGCUCUAAUCAUGUCCAUUAAUUUAUUUGUUUCUCACUCAUUAUCUCUCUGUCUGUAUCCCCAUCUCAGCCCAUUUAACUGCUUCUCUCUUUUCGCUGCCUCACUCUCUUCUCCCUCUGCAUCUGCCCUCAUACAGUAGCUCUUUUUAUUAAACCAUUGACAUAAUCCAUUUCCAUCCUCACCUCUCUUCCUCUUUCACGCAAUCACUUCUAGACUCUUUUUUCCUUUUGGAGUCUUUUAUACAAAAACACAAAUGUAAAUGAUGUAUUAUUAAUAAAUUGUAAGGAUAUGAAUGAAAAAAAAGAUAUUCUGAUAUCUCGUUUUUACCAGCAUUCUUGGUGCCAAGUACUGUGAUAAAGUUCCUCUUUCACUGGCGUCCAGUGGACGGCCUGAAGAGGUCCAUCCUGACUGUAUCUUACAAAAGAAAUUACCAUCAUAAAAAGUGCCAACCCCCUCAUCUUUCUUUUUGAUCCACACACUUUUUUUUUUUUUUUUAAAUUUCUUAUCACACUCAAUGUUGCACUGUGGCUGGUCUCUUCUUUAAAGGGAAAUCAGAUUCAAUAUAUCCUCGUUUAAAAAAAAAAAAGAAUAUAAAGUUUUAUUAACUACUUUGCUGUCUGGGAUAUUUGCAUGAUGUUUUUCUUUUCUAAAGAGUGUGGACA
Messenger RNA from Thunnus maccoyii (southern bluefin tuna), 5195 nucleotides. It is a transcript of the gene nlgn2b, whose product is annotated as neuroligin 2b. The transcript has 11 exons. Gene Ontology annotation, biological process: postsynaptic membrane assembly; modulation of chemical synaptic transmission; presynaptic membrane assembly. Gene Ontology annotation, cellular component: synapse; postsynaptic specialization membrane; cell surface. The record is from RefSeq and is a predicted model, not a curated record. Gene Ontology annotation, molecular function: neurexin family protein binding; signaling receptor activity. The coding region runs from base 975 to 3599 and encodes 874 amino acids. NCBI's taxonomy places the organism in Eukaryota, Metazoa, Chordata, Actinopteri, Scombriformes, Scombridae.